UGCGCGUGCGUAGCCCUGGCUUCCAGGUGGCUCCAAACAAACUACAAAGAUGGAUUCUGUCGAACGACGUUACAAGUCUUUCGACUGCUAGGCGGCCAACCGGUUAGCCGACUGUUGUCAUGAAGUUACAAAGCAGAGUGCACCUGUUUCCUGGAAACGCCUCCCAUAUUUGGGCCUGCAGGGAAAGCUGUCAGCUGACGUCACCCCAACCACCCCCCCUUUGAUAGGUUAGCUUCACUUCCUGUUCUCAGGUGAGCCACCCAGGUGAGGCUCGCGGGGCACGUCGCGGGUUGUUGUUUAUUUCGCUUGUUUGGACGUCGAAGCUGUGACAGCAAGAGAGAUCGACCAGCAGGAGAGAGAGACAGAACACCAGAGAGACAGACGGGACCAUGUACGACAAUGUACCUGCAGUGUCUGCAGUGGAGCGUGAGCAGGUGCUGGCGGCUCUGGAGCGGCUGCAGACCAAGCUGGUCCAGAAGGAGGAGUGGGGCCCAAGCCGGUCCCUGGGGGCCCUGAGGGACACCCUGCAGGGGCCCCUGCUGGCCCACAUCCUCACCCUGCAGCACUCAGUCAGACACCUCAGAGACCAGCUCUCUGACUCCAGUGACUUCAGUUUCUCCAGACGGGGUCAGCUCAUUGUGAGCCAGGCUCCGCCCACAGCCUCCUCUCUUCAAGCCCCGCCCCCCCCGGCCUUUGUACCGUCCAAUGGGAACGCUUCGCUCUCUCCGGAGCAGCUCCAGAGAUGGAUCCAAUCGGUGUCCAAGGACCAGGAGCUGGAGGCGGUGGUCCUCUCCAGGCCGGCGGCGGGGGGGCUGGGCUUCAGCGUGGCGGCGCUGCGGUCCGACGGCGCCCCCAGAGGCCUGUUCAUCAAACACAUCCAGCCCGGAGGCCACGCCCACAGGGACGGGCGACUGAGGGAGAUGGACCGGAUCCUGGUGAUCAACGGGAGCCCCCUGGACCCGGCCCUGGACCAGGGGCGGGCCCUCGCCCUUCUCCAGCAGGCCACGCCCACUGUGGAGCUGCUGGUGGCCAGGCCCCGCCCACUUCACGCAUCACCGCCUCAGGCCACGCCCACGUGGGGCCAUGAGGAGGAGGUGCAACUGGUCAACGAUGGUUCUGGUCUGGGCUUCGGGAUCGUGGGCGGGAGCGGCGGCGUGGUGGUGAGGACGCUGGUCCCCAACAGCGCCGCCCACAAGGACGGGCGGCUGCGGACCGGUGACCACAUCCUGCGCAUCGGGGCCACGCCCACCGCCGGGCUGAGCAGCGACCAGGUGGUGCGCGUGCUGCAGGGGUGCGGCAGCACCGUCACCAUGGUGAUCGCCCGGGACCCCCGCUCCCCGGGCCACGCCCCCACACCGGCCCCUCUACCGCCUAGCUCCGCCCCCGUCUCCACCCCUCCAGCCGACCCCCCCGCCCUCCCCAGGCGCAGAGUCAGCAAAACGCCUAACCUGGAGGGCUACGAGGUUCACAACGUGUGCCUGAGCCGUCAGGAGGGCCAGAGUCUGGGGAUCAGCAUCAUCGGGUACAACUCCCUCAGCAGCCAGGACGCGGUGGGGGUGUUUGUGAAGCAUGUGGUCCCUGGCAGCGCGGCAGACCAGAACGGGAACAUCAGAGUCCACGACCGACUCAUCGCGCUGGACGGAGUGAGUCUUCAGGGCUUCACCAACCAGGAGGUGCUGGAGGUGAUGAAGGAGGCGCAGCAGGAGGUGCAGCUCAGCCUGGUCCGCAAGACCAGGACCCUGGAGAGGUCCCUCGACCAGGUCUCUCUGAGGAGGUCUCUGGAGGUCCGGGCGCAGACCUCAGACCUCAGGACCUCCGUCACCAAGGCAACCUCUGGUUCGACCCCUGACCCUUCAAACAACGACAGGACCCCGAGAGACGAUGAGCUGUCAUCAGAACAGGAUGUGAAGUCCAAAUGGGAACAAGCCCUGGGACCCCAGUACCAUGUCAUGAUUGUAGAUUUGGAUCCGGUUAUUGAAGAUGACGCAGAACUUCAGAAGUACUCCAAGCUGCUCCCCGUCCACACGGUCCGUCUCGGGGUGGAGCUGGACUCCUUCGACGGCCACCACUACGUCUCCUCGGUGGCCCCCGGGGGCCCGCUGGAGGGACACGGCCUGGUGCGGCCGGAGGACGAGCUGCUGGAGGUCAACGGAGUCCAGCUCUAUGGAAAGUCUCGGAGGGAGGCGGUGGCCUUCUUGAGGGAGGUCCCUCCCCCCUUCCGCCUGGUCUGCUGCCGACACCAGGACCUGGACCAGGACCUAGAUGACCUGGACCAGGACCUGGACCAUCAACAACCAGGAGCAUGGAGAGCCACUCCUAAUGUGGACGAGAUUGAACUGAAGUUGUCGUCCUUACUUUCCAGUAAUACGGAUUUGAAAGACAAGCAGCAGGACCGCCGGGGCCUCCCUCUCAGCAGGAGACCCCCGGAGGAAGAAGAGGAGGAGGAGGAGGAGGAGGAGGAGGAGGAGGAGGAGGAGGAGGAGGAGGAGGAGGAGGAGGAGGAGGAGGAGGAGGAGCUGGCCCUCUGGUCUCCCACCAUCCAGAUGUUGGAGCUCCAGAAGGAGAGCGAUCGAGGCCUCGGGUUCAGCCUCCUGGACUACCAGGACCCCGUGGACCCCGGCUCCUGUGUGAUGGUGAUCCGCUCGCUGGUCGCCGGCGGGGCGGCCGAGAGUCACGGAGGGUUGUUGCCAGGUGACCAGCUGGUGUCGGUGAACCAGACCGGUCUGGUCCGGCUGAGUCUGGCCCAGGCCGUGGAGGUCCUGAAGGCGGCCCCGCCCGGCUCCGUCCGACUGGGGGUCCGCAAGCCGCUCGUGGCUGCAGAAGCAGAAGCCUUCCAGAUGCCAUCCGAGAAGCCGACAGACCUUCCCAAUCUGGACAGACUGCCUGUUCCCAAGGGGUUCGGUGACGGCUCCAUCCUCCCUGAGGACCUGAGGGAGGCCGCGCCCCAGGAGGAGCUGACCCCUCCUUGCCCCGCCCCCCCCCUCGUGACCUCUGACCACCGGGGAGAGGAGGGGCCGGAGAUGACCGUGGACGAGGUGGCCCCGCCCCCUCACUACGCCAGCCUAUCGGCUGCUCAGAGUUGGGAUGAGGAAGAGGAGCGACAGGACAUGAAGAAUCAGGAGGAAGAGGAGAGCCAGGCUCCAGGCUCUAGAGACAAUGAGGCCGACUCAGAGCUCACCUUGACGGACACCGACACUGAAUCCAGGGGAGAGGUCGAUGCAGGGACGAGGAAGAGGCGGGGCCGUAGAGGAACUGCUCUACCAAUCAGAGGAGGCCAGGGUUACCUACCGGAGAGGGAGGAGGGGGAGGGGGAGGAGACCCCGGCCUUCAGCCACUGGGACCCCCCCAGGAGGGUGGAGGUGUGGCUUGAGCCCGGCCAAUCCCUUGGCAUCAGUAUCGUGGGCGGGCGUCAUGUGAUCAAGCGACUCCGUAAUGGGGAGGAGCUUAAAGGCAUCUUCAUCAAGGAGGUCCUCCCCCACAGCCCGGCCGGCCACACCACCCUGAAGACUGGAGACAAGAUCCUGGAGGUGUGUGGGGUGGACCUGCAGGCCUCCAGCCACCAGGAGGCGGUGGCGGCCAUCAAGGCAGCGGAGAACCCGGUAGUGUUCACCGUGCAGAGCCUGAGCAACACACCAAGGAAAGCAGCAGUAGCCCCGCCCACUUCCAGAUUGCCCCCUCCCUACCGCCCUCCCAGCCAAUCAGAAGGCCGGACGGACCCACCCAGCCAAUCAGAAUGCCGGCCGGACCCAGGGCCGCUGCAGACCGAAGAGGGCGUGCUGCAGCGCUACCAGGCGCUCCCGGGGGAGCUGCUGAGUGUGGAGCUGGAGAAGGAGCCCCAGGGCCUGGGCCUCAGCCUGGCCGGGGCCCGCGACCGCAGCCGGCUCAGCAUCUACGUGGUGGGGCUGACCCCUGGGGGCCCCGCCGCCCGCCACGGGGCCGUCAGGGUGGGGGACCAGCUGCUGGAGAUUAACAGCCAGGUGUUGUAUGGACGCAGUCAUCAGAACGCCUCCGCCAUAAUCAAGAGCUCUGCCCCCAAGGUCAAACUCCUCCUACUGAGGAAUGAGGAUGCUGUCAAUCAAAUGGCUGUCACUCCCUUCCCCAACCCCCCCUCCUCCCUCAACACCAUCUCCCCCGAGGCUGAUUCUCCAGACAGUGUGUCGGCCGCUGCUCCUGACACCCAGGGCCCCCCUACCGUAGAGACCAAGGCUGUAGUUGAGCUCUGUCAGCAGAGCAUCAAGACCAGUGCCAGUACUGGUACUGGUACUGGAGCUCAUGCUGGUAGCCAGACCAGGACCAGUAGCAGCAGUCUGAGGAGUGUGACGGAGAACCAGAACCCCACCAGCAGCAUCAAGUCCUCCACAGUCUCCAGUAAAGAGGCCACAUGUUCUGUCUCCCUUCCACCCCUCACCGAACCUCCUGCUGCCUCAGACCCAGCCUGCAGACCGGUCCUUGCUGGUCAGGAGACGCUCAUCGAGAUCCACAAAGGAAGCUCCGGUCUGGGGCUCAGCGUGGUGGGAGGCCAGGACACCCAGCUGGAUGCCAUCCUGGUCCAUGAGGUGUACGAGGAGGGGGCAGCAGCCCGUGACGGUCGCCUGUGGCCUGGGGACCAGAUCCUACAGGUGAACGGUGUGGACCUGCGCGGGGCGCUCCACCAGGAGGCCAUCGCGGCGCUGCGCCGGACCCCGGGCCGCGUGCGCCUGCUGGUGCUGAGGGACCGGACCCCCCGGGACCCCCUGGACCCCCGGGACCCCCUGGACCCCCUGGUCCGGGACCGGGACCCCCUGAACCUGGAGCUGCUCAGCGUGGAGCUGACCAAGAGGGCCGGCCGCGGCCUGGGCCUCAGCAUCGUGGGCAAGAGGAGUGGGCGGGGCGUGUUCAUCUCGGAGGUGGUGGUGGGCGGGGCCGCAGAGCUGGACGGUAGGCUGAUGCAGGGCGACCAGAUCCUGUCAGUCAACGGGGAGCAGGUUAGACACGCCCACCAGGAGGCCGUCGCAGCCAUGCUCAAGUGUACCAGAGGGUGUGUUCAUCUGGAGGUGGGACGUCUGAAGGCGGCAACAUGGACCCCCUCCAGACAGACGUCCCAGAGUAGCCAGAUGGAUCAAGAUGGAAGCUGCUCAAGUUUUGUGACUCCGCCCCCCCGGGUGGCAAGCCCCGCCCCCUCCCAGGUCCCUGAGGUGACCUCUGACCCUACGGCAAGCAUCACCCCCGGCAACAUCUCGUCUUCCAACAACACCGUGGGACCCCAGGCUGUCCGGACCGUCCAGAUCACGCGGGGCUCCAGGGACAGUCUGGGCGUGUCCAUCGCGGGGGGGCGGGGCAGCCCACUGGGGGACCUCCCCGUCUUCAUCGCUAUGAUCCAAGCUAACGGAGUAGCGGCUAGGAGCCAGCAGCUCAAGGUGGGGGACCGGGUGGUCAGUAUUGACGGCGUUCGUCUCGAUGGUUUUUCUCACUCUGAGGUCGUCGACCUCCUGAAGAGAGACUCUGACACACCCCUCACCCUGGAGGUGGUAGCCGACACUAACAUCGGUGCGGUGACCAGUCAGGUGGAGAAUCUGUCCAACCUACCAGCGGUCCACGCAGAGCCAGAGGCCCCGGGCCCCCUAGCCGUGGCCCUGCUGAAGGGUCCCGAGGGUCUGGGCUUCAGCAUCGUGGGCGGGUUCAGCAGCCCCCACGGGGACCUGCCCAUAUACGUCAAGACCGUCUUCAGCAAGGGGGCGGCUGCCUCGGACGGCCGGCUGCGUCGGGGCGAUCAGAUCCUGAGUGUGAACGGGGAGAGCUUAGAGCGAGCGACGCACGAGCAGGCGGUCGCUCUCUUAAAGAGACAGAGCGGCACAGUGGUCCUGAGGGUCCUGUCCUAACACACACACACACACACACACACACACACACACACACAGGCGAGCCCAUGACCUGCUAUCAUACCUAGCUAGCUAGCGUAGCCUGCUAGCUAGAGUAUCCUGGAGAAAGCUACACUGCCUAGGUAGCUAGCAUAACGCGGAGCUUACUGCACUUCUUAGCUAGCUAUCGUAGCCUGCCGCUUGCUAUAAUGCGUAGCUAGCUAGCUGGAUGCAGGCUUUAGCUUUGCGUUUUGUUUCCUUUGAGCCUUUAGCUUAGUCUAUGGGCAAUGCCAGUCAUCUCAUAUGGCGCAUUUCCACCGGUGGGUGCGCUUCGGCCCAGCACGCCUCGGCCCAGUAGUGAGGGCGCGUUAGCCCAGCUCCGUCACGGCUCGCGUUCCCACCGCCGACAGCGCCCUUAUGGUAGGGCGUUUAAGACGGAUGGCGAUAGCCGCGGCAGAACCGUAAACAUUGUGACAUCAUAGCAGCCCGACACAGUGUAGCUUGCUAAUAAAUCCAAGGAAAAAUAAGAAUGUGCACAAUAAACAAAGAGCAACAAUGUAGGACGUCCGAGAAGGACCUCAAACUUUUGCGCAACAUUUUCUUCAAUAAACGAAGCUUUCGCCGUUGUCCAGAAAUACCUCGCUGGUACUGUGUUUGUUUGUCAUUAUCCCCCUGUCGCACGGAAGUGACGAUUCUGUCGACCAAUCAACGGAUGACGUGUGUAGCUCCAACUUGCCGGCACCCUUUCAGGCGUCUCGGAACGGAGGAGUACUGCAAGACGAGUACGGCUCAGUCCGGAUCACGCCCACUUUUGGCGGUGGAAAUUGCGAACCGUGCCGCACCUUUGCAGACUGAACCGACCCGCACCCUCAGGUGAAACUGCGCCAUUAGUGCUGCCUGUUAGCUCUUAGCAGUAAGCCAGGUAGCAGCCCUUUCUGGCUGCAUGCGUUACCAUGCCAACCAGGCGUCUCCAUGGAGAUCUACCGAUUAACGCCCAGCACGCCUCGGCCCAGCACGCCUCGGCCCAGCACGCCUCGGCCCAGUAGUGAGGGCGCGUUAGCCCAGCUCCGUUACGGCUCGCGUUCCCACCGCCGACAGCGCCCUUAUGGUAGGGCGUUUAAGACGGAUGGCGAUAGCCGCGGCAGCACCGUAAACAUUGUGACAUCAUAGCAGCCCGACACAGUGUAGCUUGCUAAUAAAUCCAAGGAAAAAUAAGAAUGUGCACAAUAAACAAAGAGCAACAAUGUAGGACGUCCGAGAAGGACCUCAAACUUUUGCGCAACAUUUUCUUCAAUAAACGAAGCUUUCGCCGUUGUCCAGAAAUACCUCGCUGGUACUGUGUUUGUUUGUCAUUAUCCCCCUGUCGCACGGAAGUGACGAUUCUGUCGACCAAUCAACGGAUGACGUGUGUAGCUCCAACUUGCCGGCACCCUUUCAGGCGUCUCGGAACGGAGGAGUACUGCAAGACGAGUACGGCUCAGUCCGGAUCACGCCCACUUUUGGCGGUGGAAAUUGCGAACCGUGCCGCACCUUUGCAGACUGAACCGACCCGCACCCUCAGGUGAAACUGCGCCAUUAGUGCUGCCUGUUAGCUCUUAGCAGUAAGCCAGGUAGCAGCCCUUUCUGGCUGCAUGCGUUACCAUGCCAACCAGGCGUCUCCAUGGAGAUCUACCGAUUAACGCCCAUCUCUAAAUAAACGAUUAAUAAGAGACUUAAUGCACAACGCGUCCACAAGGCUUCAGCCGUUACCAUGGGGACGAAAACGAUCAGUCACUGGCUUCAGCCGUUACCAUGGGGACGACAACGAUCAGUCAAUGGAAAAUGAAUAAUGUUGCCAAUGUUUAUGUUUUCUUUUUAUUGUUAAUAUUGAUAGCAAUAUCCUCUCUCUCUCUCUGUCUGUCUCUCCCUCUCUCUCCUGAUGAUGUCGUCUAGCGUGUCUUGCGUGUAACAGAAUAACCUCUGACCUCAGGGGGAAGGAUUGAGUCUGUGUGUCUAGCUGUGAGACAGACACCUGUUUUUCUGUCUGUCUGUCUGUCUGUUUCUUCCAUGAGCUGCUAAAGCUCUGCUAGUGUUUUAUUAAAGUCUGAGAUAAGCACAAA
Messenger RNA from Gadus morhua (Atlantic cod), 7936 nucleotides. RefSeq names its product PATJ crumbs cell polarity complex component (gene patj). The transcript is spliced from 47 exons. Gene Ontology annotation, molecular function: protein binding. Bases 390 to 5858 code for a protein of 1822 amino acids. The record is from RefSeq and is a predicted model, not a curated record. NCBI's taxonomy places the organism in Eukaryota, Metazoa, Chordata, Actinopteri, Gadiformes, Gadidae.